This is a messenger RNA of Penicillium angulare, 2709 nucleotides long. RefSeq lists its product as uncharacterized. Lineage: Eukaryota; Fungi; Ascomycota; Eurotiomycetes; Eurotiales; Aspergillaceae. The coding region runs from base 1 to 2709 and encodes 902 amino acids. The transcript has a single exon. The record is from RefSeq and is a predicted model, not a curated record.
AUGGGGCCAGUCCAGUCCGCUUCUGCCAAAGAGCUGGAGCAUGAGAAAUGGGAAAAUAACCUGAGAAAGCAGUAUAGUGGACAUUGGCAUUGGUCCAGUGGCGUCAAGUUCAAACGCCCUCCGAAGCUCAGUCCCGAACAAUUUAAUGAUCGAGUAAUAGAACUCGAGCAUGAAUCAACUACUAUGUCAAAACGCCGAUAUCUCAACCCCACCGGAGAUGACGAACAUGAAAAAUUCCCUGACCUCGAUACAUAUUACAGCUCGACUAAGGAGAUUCCCCGUCGACUAGUUGUGCAAGCAACGAAGGACGCACGUAAUGAUUCUCGACCUCGGCACUGGGCUCACACUCAUAUUGAUGGAAGAACGCCGUUUAUCAUUCGCCUUGCGGAACUAUGUGUCAACCCUUUAGGCCUCGAAAGAUACGAUAGCGGUUAUGUUGAUGAUGACGAUGAUGACGAGGAUUCAGAACGGGUGAAACUAAGUGGUGCCAGACGCGUUUGGUCAAUCUUCCUUCGGAUAUUACACUAUAUCCUGUCUAUCUUUUUCACAUUGACCUUGGCUUGGAUUAUUCAAGGCUUGUUAUCGGUUCAGGUUAUCACGGAGCCGUGGAGCUCUGAGGGGUCGGAAAAUACCUACGAAGAAUAUGAUAACGUGCACUGGGACUGGCCUAAGCAUGCAAUCAACGCUCUGGAUCAGUCACCUGGAAACCCCCGACCGCAAUCAAAUAUCACAAGGCUCACGAUUCCUCGCCGCUUGGUCGUAUGGGACAAAGAGAAGAGUGAAUGGGUAGCCAGAGACACUACACAACUUCGUGAUAAGACAACAGGCAUUCUUCAGCCAUACAUAUUCCUCAGUUUCUCACGAGGAAAUUACCCAGCCGACGAUGAUACACUGAGACCAUUCUUUCAUAAAGUGGCUCAAAGCAUUCUAGAUCGUGAGAACGCUCACAGAGAUCCUAGGGACGCACCAGUUGAGGCUUUCUGGGUUGAUACAGACUGUGUCUCACAUGCUACUAAGGCCGAAGAGACUAGAGAUAUCAAUACAAUAUGUGAUGCUGUGCGUUGUGCGCGACGGGUGUACAUCCUUCUGCCAACAAAUGAUAAGAAAGAAAAAGAGAUAUGGGGGAAGCGAAUCUGGACUUUGCCAGAAGUUUUGCUCGCCGCGGAAAAGAUACGAUACUGCAUCACUCCUUCCUGGCCAGGAGAUCUGUCGAAUACUAUGCAUUCUACAGUCAAUUAUUUUGAGGACGUCGCAUUGACGGAUAUGUAUUCCAGUUUCUGGCCUCUGCUCCCGCCGGUUUCUAAAGAACCAAGUGGUGAAUGUAACGGGGAACGACAUGAAGACGCUAUUAGUCACCUUAUCGACCAUUAUACCAAUCGAACAAAGCUCAGCGAGUUACAACUAUUUACCUUCGCUGUUCAGGCCAUGGCUCAGCUAAGUGUGGGAUCGAAUGUCGAAGGAUACACCACAACAAGCAUGGCAUACGCUGCAAUGGGGCUUCUAUCUUAUCGCAUCACACCAGAUGACAACGAUGACACCUUUCAAGCUAUCGCCAGACUGUCUCUUGUCAAUGAUAGCAACCAGCUACUUGAGCGACUUCUUUGUUUAUGGCCUGAUUAUACUCCAACGGGGUCUGCUCAAAAGAUUGCGAAGGGCGAAGAGAAAUAUGCAGUCGCGGGUAGUGAGUCUCUUUUACGAAACAUUGCCGACCAGGAUCAAUAUUCUGUCCACCUAUGGGAUAUCCAGCCUUCAUGUGAUGUUGUUGGUAUCGGAAAUGACAAAUUCACACCCACUGUGAUCAUGGAUCGCUGCAAGGGAGUUCCAAUUCGGUGGAAGAGCUUCCCACAAGUGAGAUAUGCUCAGAACUUCCGAGGUUUUCGCGCCAAUAUCUCUCAGAUAGUGGUUUAUUGUGGUGCAUGGUUUCUACUUGCAGGCUUCAAUCUCUUUGCCACUGUCAUUUCAUUGGCGUUUGCAUCUGUUGACUCUGGGCAAACUAUCAACAUCGAUCAAUACAUGUAUGGUAUUGCGUUAUACGUUGGGGUUUCUUGGAUCAUUUCUUGGUUCAGCCCCAGGGCUGUACGACAGCUCUGUAGUGGUGGGUCCUCCGGUCUAUCAAAUCACCUGGUGGGCUUUGAAGGCACAAUGACCCUCCGAGACAUCGAGAAAUGUAUAUACGGAAACUGGAAUGCUCGUCUUUCUUACGCACCAUCGUCAACCAUAUUCUCUCAAGCGCUGCGUCACAAGAAAAUUCGCGUGGGCAUAGAGCCGCGGGAUAAAUUUGGAGAGCCAGAGGGCCCCGAACAUUGGAACAAACAAAGGAAGGAACUGGGAAUCCCAGACACUCAUCGCCUAUUCACAAUUGUCGAUACAGGAGACAUGAGUGUAUCUGUGAUUGCUGCUGAGCGACCACCUGUGGUAGCUUUGCUUUGCGGCCGCGAGGGAGGUAUGCUACGGGCACUUUUGUGCAGUUGGCGAUUCGAAACAAAUUGUCUUUACCGUGAAUCAGUCAUGCGCAUGCGAAGCUCAAUGGCAGAGCAAGCUACUCCCAAUGACUGGCUCAAGAUCAGUCUGGCCAGCCAAGGUGAUGUGGGACGUACUCGAAAGAGCUAUGUCCAGCAGAAGGAAAAUUCCUUGCGCUCCACUCCUUCACUUUUGCCACCUACUCCUCCUCCAAAGGAACCAGUUGUACAACAGAUUGCCACGAAGUAG